AUGGUAGUCAACAAGAAGAAGAAGAAGACCGCCACUGCAGCCGUCGCCAACCAAACAAAAACCCUAAGGCGGUGCGAUCUAUCGUCGGAGCAAGACAUAGAAGACUUGUUCAGCCAAGACGAGACCCAGAAAAUCAGGGCGUCUCUGCUGAAAUGGUACGGCCUCAACCGCAGGGACCUGCCUUGGAGAGAACAAGAGGAUGAUGUGGAGGUGCGUGUGUACAGGGUUUGGGUCUCGGAAGUGAUGCUGCAGCAGACUAGGGUUCAGGCUGUGAUUCACUACUUUAAUCGUUGGAUGAGCAAGUGGCCCACCAUUCACAGCCUAGCCCAGGCUUCUCUUGAGGAGGUGAAUGAAAUGUGGGCUGGGUUGGGAUACUACCGACGAGCACGAUUUCUUUUAGAGGGAGCCAGGAAGAUUGUUGCAGAAGGAGAUCAAUUUCCUAAAACAGUUUCUCAGCUACGAAAAAUACCAGGAAUCGGAGACUAUACGGCUGGAGCAAUUGCCUCAAUUGCAUUAAAAGAGGCAGUUCCAGUGGUGGAUGGAAAUGUUAUAAGGGUGACUGCUAGACUAAAGGCUAUUUCUGCCAAUCCAAAAGAUUCUUCGACUGUCAAGAAAUUUUGGAAACUAGCAGCCCAAUUAGUUGACCCUUUCCAGCCUGGGGACUUCAAUCAGGCUCUAAUGGAGCUUGGUGCAACUGUAUGUACACCAUCAAGUCCAAGCUGCGGCACAUGUCCUGUAUCUGACCAAUGUUGUGCACUAUCAAUAUCUAGGCAUGAUAGUUCAGUGGUGGUUACAGAUUAUCCAAUUAAGGUGGUAAAGGCUAAACAAAGACAUGAGUUUUCUGCUGUAUGUGUUGUGGAAAUAGUGGGAGACGAGGAAUCAUUAAAAAGACACCAGAUCAACAAUGGGUUUCUUCUGGUAAAAAGGCCUGAUGAAGGGUUGCUUGCUGGCCUCUGGGAGUUCCCAUCUGUCUCAUUGGCAGGAGAAGUGGACUUGCUUGCUAGGAGAAAGGCAAUUGACCAAUAUUUGAAGAAGUAUUUCACACUUCAACCCAGAAAGACCUGUGACAUAAUUUGCAGGGAACAUGUGGGAGAAUAUGUCCAUGUUUUCUCUCAUAUCCGACUCAAGAUGUAUGUGGAAUUGUUGAUUUUACGUGUUGAAGGUGGGAUAAAUGACCUGGUUAGCAAGCGGGACAAAGACAUUGUGCCUUGGAAAUGUGUGGAUGCCAAGGUACUUUCAAACAUGGGAUUGACGUCUGGUGUAAAAAAGGUAUACACUAUGGUUCAAAAAUUUAGGCGAGGAAAUUUGUCUUCUGACCUUAACUUGGACAGCAAGAAAAGAAAGAGGCGAGCAAUGAAGUAG
Fragaria vesca subsp. vesca is the source of this 1362-nucleotide messenger RNA. Its product is annotated as A/G-specific adenine DNA glycosylase-like. Gene Ontology annotation, molecular function: 8-oxo-7,8-dihydroguanine DNA N-glycosylase activity; 4 iron, 4 sulfur cluster binding; purine-specific mismatch base pair DNA N-glycosylase activity. The record is from RefSeq and is a predicted model, not a curated record. Lineage: Eukaryota; Viridiplantae; Streptophyta; Magnoliopsida; Rosales; Rosaceae. The transcript is spliced from 7 exons. Gene Ontology annotation, cellular component: nucleus. Gene Ontology annotation, biological process: base-excision repair; mismatch repair. The coding region runs from base 1 to 1362 and encodes 453 amino acids.